GACCCCUGUUUUUCCCCGGACUUCGGCAGCCGCCACGAGCGGGCUCCACAGCGCCUGAAAGGAGCUGGCCCUGCCGGGGCCCAAGAUGGCAGCUGCGAGCUGCGUGGGUUGGGCGGCCUUCCAGUUCCCCUGUCUCAGCGCUGGGCCGGAGGGAAAGUGCCCCACAGAAGUGUGCACCCCGCCUCGGCCACCUUGGACACGCACCCCCUGCUACUCCUCUGUGUGAGAGCAUUUUGAGAGACUUUUCGGCGUUUUUGAAGCCUUGCAAGAAGGGCUUAACCUGGGAAAGACAGGCGCAAUUUUCUUCUAAUACUAUAUUCCCCUAGUUCCCGUGGUGUUUCCCUCCCCUGGUUUCUCUCCUGUCUCAUUGCUCAGCAAGGUUCUCCAAUCCCUAUCCUAAAUGGUGGUGCUCUUCAGGGAUGCUUUACACCCUAUGCGUUCUCCUAAAAUUUUCUAAGUUAGACCUUUUUUCCGAGCUCCAGACCCACAAAUCUGCUAACCGUGCCUCCACUUGGAUAGCUCAUAUGUAUUCCAAACUCAGCAGGUUCCAAACUGAGCAUUUCCACCUCCCCACACCCCACACCUGCUCUUCCUCCAGGAACCCCCAACUCUGUAAAUGGCACCACCAUAUAUCCUGUUGUGCCUGCCCAAAACCUGGAAAUCAUCCUUGACAUCUCCCUCUUGUCAACUCCCCGACAUGCAGUCAAUACUCAAGUCCUAUAGAUGCUGCUUCUAAAUGUCUGUCUGUUGUCACUGCCUCCACUCUUACCAUCCUUGGCCUUGAGAUCUAACCAUCUGGAGUAGUCACCUAAGUGGUCUUUUAAGCAGAUCUUCACUCAUCGAUGCCCCUGCCUGGAAUGGGCUGUUGCAGCUUCACUCACCCUUCAGAUCUCAGCUUCAGUAUUACUUCUUCAGAGGGUAUCUCAGCGAAUUCGGAAGUCUAGGAAGACUAGUGCUUUCAUGAAUGAUGUCUUAUGGAAUCUUCAUAACAACCCUGGGAAGUUGUGUAUUUUUCCAGUUUUACAGAAGAGAAACAGACUUAAGUGAUUAGUUAAAUUGUUUAAAAUGAUACAAGAUGGGCAUCUUCCUAUGUUGCCCAGUCUGGUCUCUAACUCCUGGGCUCAAAGUGAUCCUCCUGCCUCCGCCUCCAAAAGUGUUGGGAUCACAGGCGUAAGCCACUGCACCCUGCCUGCCUGCCUUUUACAUUUGAAGAGCUCAGUAAAUGUGAUUUCAGAAAGUAUGGAUAUACUUUUCAGAAUAAGAGGAGGCCUUGAUUUGGCUUUUCAGCUAGCUACUCCUAAUGAAAUUUUUCUCAAGAAGGCACUGAAACAUGUGUUGAGUGACCUGUCAACCAAGCUUUCUUCAAAUGCCCUUGUGUUCAGAAUUUGCCACAGUUCAGUGUAUAUAUGGCCUAGCAGUGACAUAAACACCAUUCCUGGAGAACUGACUGAUGCUUCUGCUUGUAAGAACAUACUGCGCUUUAUUCAAUUUGAGCCGGAAGAAGAUAUAAAACGAAAAUUCAUGAGAAAGAAGGACAAAAAGUUAUCUGACAUGCAUCAAAUAGUAAAUAUAGAUCUUAUGCUGGAGAUGUCAACCUCCCUGGCAGCUGUAACGCCCAUCAUUGAAAGGGAAAGCGGAGGACACCAUUAUGUUAAUAUGACUUUACCUGUCGAUGCAGUUAUAUCUGUUGCUCCAGAAGAAACAUGGGGAAAAGUUCGUAAACUCCUAGUUGAUGCAAUUCAUAAUCAACUAACUGACAUGGAAAAAUGUAUUUUGAAAUAUAUGAAAGGAACGUCUAUUGUGGUCCCUGAACCACUGCACUUUUUAUUACCAGGGAAAAAAAAUCUUGUAACAAUUUCAUAUCCUUCAGGAAUACCAGAUGGCCAGCUGCAGGCCUAUAGGAAGGAGUUACAUGAUCUCUUCAAUCUGCCUCAUGACAGACCCUAUUUCAAAAGGUCUAAUGCUUAUCACUUUCCAGAUGAGCCAUACAAAGAUGGUUACAUUAGAAAUCCACAUACUUAUCUUAAUCCACCUAACAUGGAGACUGGUAUGAUAUAUGUGGUCCAGGGCAUAUAUGGCUAUCAUCAUUAUAUGCAGGAUCGGAUAGAUGACAAUGGAUGGGGCUGUGCUUAUCGAUCUCUGCAGACUAUCUGCUCUUGGUUCAAACAUCAGGGAUACACAGAGAGGUCCAUUCCAACACACAGAGAAAUUCAGCAGGCUCUAGUCGAUGCCGGUGACAAACCAGCAACAUUUGUCGGAUCACGGCAAUGGAUUGGAUCUAUUGAGGUACAGCUGGUACUAAACCAAUUGAUUGGUAUAACUUCAAAAAUACUGUUUGUCAGCCAAGGUUCAGAAAUUGCCUCUCAAGGACGGGAACUGGCUAAUCAUUUCCAAAGUGAGGGAACUCCAGUUAUGAUCGGGGGAGGAGUUUUGGCCCACACAAUACUAGGAGUUGCAUGGAAUGAGAUUACAGGGCAGAUAAAGUUUCUGAUUCUAGAUCCACAUUAUACCGGUGCUGAAGACCUGCAAGUUAUUUUGGAAAAGGGCUGGUGUGGAUGGAAGGGCCCAGACUUUUGGAACAAGGAUGCAUACUAUAACUUAUGUCUUCCUCAGCGACCAAAUAUGAUUUAAAAUAUCUUGGACUCAAAGACUGCAGUAGAGUAGUAUUAUAAAUUUGUGAAUAAAGAAUCAGUUUAAUUUUUCACAUUAAA
Molecule: messenger RNA, 2711 nt
Organism: Symphalangus syndactylus (siamang)
Lineage: Eukaryota; Metazoa; Chordata; Mammalia; Primates; Hylobatidae
Gene: UFSP2
Product: UFM1 specific peptidase 2
Biological process (GO): proteolysis
Cellular component (GO): endoplasmic reticulum; nucleus
Molecular function (GO): deUFMylase activity
Source: RefSeq, a predicted model, not a curated record